Molecule: messenger RNA, 1927 nt
Organism: Lycium ferocissimum
Lineage: Eukaryota; Viridiplantae; Streptophyta; Magnoliopsida; Solanales; Solanaceae
Exons: 8
Coding region: 369-1772 (467 amino acids)
Cellular component (GO): plasma membrane
Source: RefSeq, a predicted model, not a curated record
CUUUUAUCCUACACUUUGUUCAUGAUCUUAAACUGUGAUUAGGAUAAUUAGGACACUGGCUUAAAAAUGGAAAGCAGUUAUGGAAGUAGGAUAUCUCAAGAAAUUAUUGGAUGAUUUUUUCUUGAUAAGGAUUUAUUGGAUGAUGCGAUAUGUAAAUAUGAAGUGUAUUUGAAGUUCCAUUUCUUUUCAAUUUUUCAAGCGGCAAACUAGGGUGAGAGAAGUAACAAUUACAAAAAAGAAGAAGAAGAAAAACUAGGGUGAGGUAUUGGCACAUCUUAAUACUUGUGUGAUCAGCUCAAUUGGUGUACCAUCAGCCGGCUAAAGGUUCCUGUUGCACGUCCCCAUGUUGCCUAAGGGUUAGUGGAGUCAUGGCUUGUGUGAAGAUUGUCAAUCGUCUCAAAGGUUCUUUUUGCCACCUGCUGCUAGUAAUUGCUCUGUGGUUGUCUAGCUAUCAGAAUGUAGUGGCUCUUCCUCUGUUACCUAAACCUGGGCAAACAUCUGAACUACCUAGCUCACCUAACACUGGAACUUUUCAGCCAAUUGAUAUAUCACCCACUAUGAUCCCUCAUUAUCCUUUUCCUGGAGAACCUUUGCCACCAAUGUACCCUUCCUUUCCAAAGACAUAUGACCCUGUCUUGACUGGAAGAUGCCCUGUAAAUUUCUCGAUCAUUUCAAGCAUCACAGGAAAAACAGCAUCUGAUUGUACUCAAUCUUUGUCGACAAUAGUAGGGAACGUAAUAUGCUGCCCACAGUUUAAUAGCUUACUCCACAUAUUCCAGGGAUUUUACAGCAACCAUUCUGAUACUUUAGUUUUACAAAAUGCGGUGGCUGAUGAUUGUUUUAAAGAUAUCAUCAGUUUACUAGCCAGCAGAGGAGCGAACAGCUCAUUAUCUAGCAUGUGUUCUGUAAAGUCGUCCAAUCUGACUGGUGGUUCUUGCCCCGUGAAGGACAUCAGUACCUUUGAGAAAGCAGUAAAUACAAGCAAAUUGUUAGAGUCUUGCAGCACAGUGGAUCCUCUGAAAGAGUGCUGCAGGCCUGUUUGCCAGCCUGCAAUUUCUGAGGCUGCACUUCAGAUCUCAGGGAUGAAAACGACUCUCAGUGAUAACAAGAACAUAGUUGGGGCACCUAGUGAAAUUGAUACUCUUAAUGAUUGUAAGGGAGUUGUCUAUUCAUGGAUUGCAAGGAAACUAAGGUUUGAGGAUGCCAAUACUGCAUUUCGGUUGUUGUCUUCCUGCAAAGUUAACAAAGCUUGUCCCCUGGACUUCAAGCAGCCAUCAGAAGUUAUCAAUGCAUGCAGAAAUUUAGCUGCUCCCAGUCCUUCAUGUUGUAGCUCGUUAAAUGCCUACAUUACAGGGAUACAGAAGCAAAUGUUGAUCACAAAUCGGCAAGCAAUUAUAUGUGCUGCUGUAUUUGGUUCUAUGUUACAAAAGGCUGGAGUCAUGACAAAUGUUUAUGAGCUUUGUGAUGUUGACUUGAAGGAUUUUAGUCUCCAAGCGUAUGGGCAAGAAGCAGGGUGCUUGCUUCGAAGUUUGCCAGCAGAUCUGGUAUAUGACAAUUCAACCGGGUUCAGUUUUACUUGCGACUUAAAUGACAAUAUUGCUGCUCCAUGGCCUUCAUCAUCAUCGGUCACAUCCUUGUCUCUGUGUGCUCCUGAGAUGUCUUUGCCAGCUUUACCAACGUCACAGACAUUCGGAAAUUCUGGCUGUCAGCUGGGAGGAAUGCAUUUCCUUUUGUCAGCUAUUUUGAUUUUUGUUUCAACAUUAUUUUACUAAAUUAGAGCCCACAGGCAUAGGUAGACAAACAUUGAAUGACCAGAUCACAUGUAUAUGUUUGAGUAUCCUCAUGUAUAGCUGCUGUUUUUUUUUUUUUUAUUCUAGAGAUUGUCUAAAAUAUUGCAUGCAAUGUGCAAUUUAUUCUUCUGCCGUUG